Messenger RNA from Pterocles gutturalis (yellow-throated sandgrouse), 456 nucleotides. Its product is annotated as murinoglobulin-2-like. The annotation marks the transcript as partial. The transcript is spliced from 6 exons. The record is from RefSeq and is a predicted model, not a curated record. NCBI's taxonomy places the organism in Eukaryota, Metazoa, Chordata, Aves, Pterocliformes, Pteroclidae. Gene Ontology annotation, cellular component: extracellular region.
AGUGUGGGGACGUUCGACCUCCACGUGGAGACAGAGCCCAGGGAGUGCACGGGGGACGCCAGCGCCCGCUUCCGCCUCCUCCUCCGGGCACGGUACACCGGGGACCGUCCAGCCACCAACAUGGUUGUCAUCGAAGCCAAGCUUCCAUCAGGCUACAUCCCGGAGAAGAGCUCCAUGGUGGAGCUGAAGCAGCAGAAGCUGGUGAAGAAGGUGGAGGUGCAGCCCGACCAGGUGACCAUUUACCUGGACCAGCUGACGGAGGAGGAGGAGACCUUCGCCUUCACCGCCACCCAGGACUUCCCCGUGAGGAACCUCCAGCCGGCCACCGUGACGCUGUACGACUACUACGAGACGGAUGACCGUGUGGAUGCUGCCUACAGUGCACCUUGCAGCUCAGAGAGCAAGUGUCCCAGCCGCGCCGGCAGCGAGAGACCUGGAGAUGCGGCCACACUGUGA